AUGAAAAUCCAUGAGGAUACUCCCAUCGAAAUCAUCAACCGUGUGGAUCCCGGGCGUUCGGCCUUCCUCAGGGCUUGGUGCGUAUGGCAGGCUGGAAAUAGUGAAGACACUCUUGUCAUCUGGGAUCUUGACUAUCAAUCCUGGGUGGAAGUACUGGUCGACCAGUGCAUGUUUAACGCGGACAUGCAACUGUUGAAAUUCUCCUUUAUUCGGGAUGGACGCAUUCUCACUGGAUAUGUGUUCUGUUGCACGCAGUGGCUUUGUGCCAUUCAGGCGAUGCUGGAGUCUGAUGAGAGGAGAGUCCAGUUUGAAAUCAUUACUAAAGAAGACUACGAAACCAAACUCGAGCAAGCUGUGCCUUAG
Aspergillus oryzae RIB40 is the source of this 363-nucleotide messenger RNA. RefSeq lists its product as uncharacterized. The record is from RefSeq and is a predicted model, not a curated record. NCBI's taxonomy places the organism in Eukaryota, Fungi, Ascomycota, Eurotiomycetes, Eurotiales, Aspergillaceae. Bases 1 to 363 code for a protein of 120 amino acids. The transcript is spliced from 2 exons.